GAGAAUCGUAGAAAUGAGUUGCUUUUCUCGGCUAGAUUUCAUCCUUGAACCAGCUUAAGAGGUAUGGCUUAUGUUCUGCAAUUUUUUGGAAUUCGUAAUCGAAUCUACGGAUUUUUUUGUUUUCCGUUUCAUUUUGCUCCGUCGCCAUGUUAUCUGUGAUGAACAACGAGUGCGAAUUAGAUAGAAAGUCCGAUGUCGCCGUUGAUCUGACUUUAUAUGAGGGUGAACAUCCCGAUGUAAUUAGGGUUUCGGAAGCUUCGCGUGCUGAGCGUCGGUCCGUUGCUCGGAUUGAUGGAACUGAGUGUUUGACGACGACGGCUGUUGGGUCCGAGGAUUCUAGGGGUUUCCCUGAACUCGUUGGUGGACAAAUGGAGGCCAAAGCUGAAGUCAGGUUUCCAGAUGGAGAGGUAUAUGAUCUAGAUUCAAAUGGUGGGAAUUUUGGUUCGGUAGCGGAACAUGUGGAACCGGAGAAGGUGGGAUGCGUAGAAUCUUGUGUAUCGCCGGAUAUCGAUUCCAGACAAAUGGCUGAAACAAUGGAUUCUAGGGUUUCCGUUCAAACUGACGUGCCGUUGAUUCAAGACAUAAUGAUGGAACAUGAGACGACGAGCGGCGGAGUGAUACCUGAGGUUUCUUUUGGAGAAAUGGGAAGAGAUGCGGAAGCCACCGUUGAGGCCAUUGGCUCUGAUUUCAAUUCUUUAUAUUCUAAGGUCGAUUUAAAUUAUGAAACAGCUAGGGCCUUGAGAUAUGGAUUCAAAAUAGGGGACAUGGUUUGGGGAAAGGUCAAGUCUCAUCCAAUGUGGCCUGGACAAAUCUAUAAUGAUGCAUUUGCAUCUCCUUCCGUGCGUCGGACGAAGAGGGAGGGUCAUGUUUUGGUUGCUUUCUUUGGUGACAGCAGUUAUGGUUGGUUUGACCCAGAAGAUCUAGUCCCUUUUGAGCCUUACUACGCAGAAAAAUCACGACAGACAAACUCGCGGAAUUUCUUGAAGGCUGUUGAAGAGGCUGUUGAUGAGGCCAGCAGGAGAAACGCACUUGGGUUGGCUUGCUAUUGUCGCAGCCCGUUCAAUUUCCGGCGUACAAGUGUUCAGGGGUACUUUGCUGUCGAUGUAGAUGGGUAUGAGCCUGGUGGAGUUUAUUCAGUGAAGCAAGUUAAAAUGGCAAGAGAUAACUUCCAGCCAGCUUCGAUGCUUUCGUUUAUUCUGCAAACAGCAUUAAUGCCUCGGAGUAGUGAACCAAAGGGCAUUGAUUGGGUUAAGGAUAAAGCUACUGUUCUAGCUUACCGGAAGGCAGUGUACGAAGAGUAUGAUGACACCUAUGCUCAGGCAUUUGGAGUUCAACCAACACGACCUUCUCGUGAUUCGAUGGGGGUAUUAGUUCAACCUGAGAAAUUUCCAUUUCGAGCUCCUUUGAGUGGUCCUCUGGUGUAUGCUGAAUCUCUUGGUGAAAAGAAGAGCUCUACAAAGCCUAUGAAAGGCAAAGACCAAUCAAAGAAAGGCAAAGAUCAAUCAAAGAAGAGCAAAAAUCAAUCAAAGAAAGACAAGUACUUGUUGAAAAGGAGAGAGGGACCGAAUGACGUCAAGGCCCAUCACAUCAGCGAAGGAUGUGUAAGCAUUUCGGUACCAUCAAGUUUCAAGGAGGCAGAGCCAUCAUUAGCAGCUGGGGACUAUUUGUUGCAAAAAAGGGAAUCAAUAAAGCCUCAUACUCCAGGAAAAGGAGCAGAAAUUUUCAGUGGGGUAGUUUCAGUGCCAAGUCAAGGAGGAGCUGGGCAAGAGGUGGCAGAAGUGGAUAAGAAACCAGUAAUUGCUAAUUUUAACUCAUUUGAUUCACCAAUGAACACAAAUCGGGUUAGUGAAUUGGCUGGUUUUCAAUUGUUGAGUCAGCCUGCAGCCAUAAGCGAUUCUCCCGUUGCACCGGGGGGCCAAGAAUAUGGAAUGCAACCUCUGGAUGAGGAGAUCUGUCUCUUGCAAGAGGUGAAAGGAAGAGUGAAUGUGGAUGUGGUGAGGGGUCCAAUAAGUGAUGGUAUGCAUGGAUCUGAUGCGAUGGGGAUGUCAGAAUAUCCUGGUGCAGUACACCAGGCUUUUCGGCAGGAAGAAGAAGCCAUGGUUGAUGUGAAACCUGAGGAGCACGUGAAAGUUGGCAGCACAGUUGAAGGUCUUGAACCACCGAGGAUGAGAAUCAUAAUGCCCUCUGAAAAUCACCAGAGACUUGAUAUAGUGCAGGAAGGUGGUAGAAGUAUGCCUUGUUUACCCAGUGAUGUGAAGCAUCCUGCUGGUAAGGUCAUAAAAAUGGGCAGUGACAAAGGAAUGAAGGCAAAAAAGGUCCUUAAACGCCCUGGAGAGGAGUUGGACUCUGACAAAUCUUUCAAGGGGGAGAGAAAGAGGAAGAAAAAGAAAAAGGAAACAUGCUCAGAGACAAACAUAAAUCAUCAACAGAAACAUCUGAAAACUGUAAAAGAUGGAGAAUCAAUGAGAAAAUCUGCGGGCAAAUCCAUUGGCAUUGGUAUUGAACCACAGAGAAAAGUUGAUGCAUCCGAAAGUAUCUUCCCGUCUGGCUCAUUGAUGACACCAUCAGUGGUUGAUAUGGGGAAUAUGGAUUUCGAUCUUCCGCAGUUAGUGGAAGAUCUGUUUUCUCUUGCUCUUGAUCCCUUUCAUGGUGUAGAACGGAACAGCCCUGCUAUUGUACGACAGGUUUUCCUGCAGUUCAGAUCCAUUGUCUAUCAGAAAAGUUUGAUUUUAUCACCCUUGACGGAAGCUGAACCUAAAGUUGAACCUGGAGCUUCUGAUCAAGGGAAUAAAUCUCCAGCCAUUACUGGUGCUGUGGAGGUUCCUCCUGGUGAUGAGGGAAACCAGCCCUCUGCUUCCAGGCCAACAAAAAAACUAUUUACACCAAAGGAUCCGACAAAAGGCGGCCGUAAACGUAACCCCUCUGAGCGCCAGGAAGAGAUUUCUUCCAAGAGGCUGAAGAAAUUGAAGGAUCUGAAGUCAAUGACUGCGGAAAAGAAGGCUGGCAGCUUGAAGACUUCUGAAAUGCAACGAGAUCGGAAAGAUGUGAAAGAUACUGGUGUAGCAGUGUCAGCAAAGCCAAUCAAGCCAGAUUCUGUAAAGAAGCCGGAGCCGCCUUUGAGGGUGGUGGAACCUACAAUGCUGGUUAUGAAAUUCCCCCCUAAAACAACACUACCAUCCGUUCCACAGUUGAAGGCAAGGUUUGUUCGCUUUGGGCCACUUGAUCACUCUGCCAUCCGUGUGCUUUGGAAGUCUUCAACAUGCCGUGUUGUUUUCAUGCACAAGUCUCAUGCACAUGCAGCACACGACUAUGCUGUACGAAAUAGCUCCUCCCUAUUUGGGGGUAAGGUCUUAUACCACUUAAGGAGUUUGGAAGUACCAACGCAGGUGUCGUCUGAUUCAGUCAAGCGGAGAGAAGAUGCUGCUGAUGAGACCACACAGUUGAGGGUACAGUCCACAAACAUGUCUGCCACAGAACCUAGGCAAGCAGCAUAUCGGCCACGACCACCUCAACCUGCCGUCCAGCUGAAGUCGUGUCUGAAGAAGCCGACUGGUGACGAGGCAGGGCCAAUUGUGAGUGUUCCGAGGGAGAGCCCACGUGUAAAAUUCAUGUUGGGAGGGGAAGAAAGUAGUAGGGGAGAACAGUUGGUGGUUAGUAGUAGCAUCAACAACAAUGGUAGUAAUGCAGAUGGUGGUGCAUCUUCUCUUGCAAUGGAUGUUAAUAGCAAGAACUUUCAAAAGGUCGUUCCUCUGCCUCCUCUCCUUCCUCUUCCCCCUCGUAGUUUUCGGGAUGUGCAUGAUAGUCGUACAGUUCAAUUACCCAAUUACCACAAUGUGCACCGUAACGAAGUAGAGACAAGGAACAACCCCAACAACAUCGGCAACGCUACCACCGCCACCACCACCACCACUGCCGCUACCAACAACGUAGACAUAUCACAUGAGAUGUUAAGUCUUCUGAUAUGGUGCAGUGACAUAGUAACCGAUGUGAAGUCGUCAUUAGGAUAUGUUCCUUACCAUCCUCUUUGAGGGCAAUGCGUGCUGAUCGGGUCAUAAAAACAUGCAUGCAUGCCGGGGUACCA
This is a messenger RNA of Telopea speciosissima, 4081 nucleotides long. RefSeq lists its product as uncharacterized. The coding region runs from base 147 to 4028 and encodes 1293 amino acids. NCBI's taxonomy places the organism in Eukaryota, Viridiplantae, Streptophyta, Magnoliopsida, Proteales, Proteaceae. The record is from RefSeq and is a predicted model, not a curated record. The transcript is spliced from 2 exons.